Messenger RNA from Zootoca vivipara (common lizard), 936 nucleotides. RefSeq names its product olfactory receptor 5V1-like. Gene Ontology annotation, cellular component: membrane. Gene Ontology annotation, molecular function: G protein-coupled receptor activity; olfactory receptor activity. Gene Ontology annotation, biological process: G protein-coupled receptor signaling pathway. NCBI's taxonomy places the organism in Eukaryota, Metazoa, Chordata, Lepidosauria, Squamata, Lacertidae. The record is from RefSeq and is a predicted model, not a curated record.
ACAAUGAUCAAUGAAACAGCACUGACCGAAUUUCUCAUCUUGGGCUUCUCUGGUCUUCAGGAGCUGCAGCUGUUGCUCUUCUCAUUCUUUCUUAUCACAUACAUCUGCACUCUGGUGGGGAACAUCUCCAUCAUUACCAUUGCCUGCCUGGACCCUCAGCUUCACACACCCAUGUACUUCUUCCUAGGGAACCUCUCUUUUCUGGAUAUCUGUUAUACCAGCACCAAUGUCCCUCAGAUGCUGGUCCACCUUCUCUCAGAGAAAAAAAGCAUCCCAUAUGCCAGUUGUGUAACUCAGCUUUAUUUCUUUGUCUCAUUUGUGGGUACCGAGUGCAUCCUGCUGGCUGCCAUGGCCUAUGACCGCUUUGUAGCUAUAUGCCACCCUUUGCACUAUACAACCACCAUGAAGAAAGGGUUUUGUCUCCAGUUGUCCGGUGCCUGUUGGGCAAGUGGUUUUCUCAACUCAGCUGUGCACACCUACUUUACCUUCCAACUACCAUUCUGUGGGGUGAAUCAGCUCAAUUAUUUCUUUUGUGAUAUCCCUCCUCUUCUGAAGAUUUCUUGUGGAGACACUUCCCUCAAUGAGAUCAUUCUUCUUGUCAUUGGGGUCUUCAUAGGAUGGACCCCAUUUGUCUGCAUUGUUCUCUCUUAUGUCUACAUCAUCUCCACUAUCUUGAAGAUACGCUCCACUGAAGGAAGGCUCAAAGCCUUCUCUACCUGUGCCUCACACCUGACCAUUGUCCUCUUGUAUUAUGGGAGUGCCAUCUUCACCUACGUCCGUCCAAUUUCUACCUACUCUUUAGACAAAGAUAGAAUAAUUUCUGUCAUUUACAGCAUUGUCACACCCAUGCUGAACCCUUUAAUCUAUACCUUGAGAAACAAAGUUAUUAAGGGUGCAGUGAAAAGUAUAUUUAUGGGGAAGCUGUAUUUAAAAUGA